UGUUUCCAGGUUUCCACUUUCUUAGUGAACUGAACCCCUUGUUACCACCUCCUUGUGUCUUCCGUCGUCUCGUCCUCCUCCUCGACCGUCGCUCGUUGGCAUUUGAGGAAGGGGCUCAGCAAUCCGUACUCUGCGCACCACCUUCCUCAACACCUUCUUGUCGCUCCUUUGGCAUACAAUUUUUUACUGAAUUUUUUGUCCGGCAUUUGCUGCUGUGGCCCCUUCUCGCACUCCCUGACGAAAAGGAACCGAACUAUUAGACCUUCCUGACUCUCGCCCGUUUUGAUAAUUGUGGUCUGCUGCUGCUUUCAUCAUGCUUCUUCACUCGGCGCUUCUGGCGCUCGGCGCCACCCUCGCCGCUGCCGUGCAACCUCUGGAGGUGAAGGACCAGUACUUCGUCAACCCCAAGACGGGCAAUCGCUUCCAGAUUGUCGGUGUCGCCUAUCAGCCGGGCGGCUCUGCGGGCUACGACAAGGCCAAGGGCCGCGACCCGCUCAGCGAUCCGACAAUCUGCCUGCGCGAUGCCGCGCUGCUGCAGAUGCUGGGCGUCAACACGAUCCGCGUUUACAAUGUGAAUCCCGAUGUCAACCACGAUGAGUGCGCCAGCAUCUUCAACGCCGCCGGCAUGUACAUGAUCCUCGACGUCAACUCGCCCCUGGUCGGCGAGUCCCUGACCAGCGACAAGCCCUGGGAGUCGUACUAUGCCGCAUACCUGAACCGCACCUUCGCCGUCGUCGAGGCCUUCAAGAACUACCCCAACACCCUGGCCUUCUUCUCCGGCAACGAGGUCAUCAACAACGUGGAGACGGGCGCCACCGUGCCGCCGUACAUGCGCGCCGUCACUCGGGACAUCAAGAACUACGUCAAGAAGCACACGUCUCGCCCGAUUCCUGUCGGCUAUUCCGCCGCCGACGUGCGCUCGAUCCUGUUUGACACGUACCACUACUUCCAGUGCGCCCUGGAAGGCGACGAUGACAACAUGAGCAUGGGUGAUAUCUUCGCCCUCAACAGCUACAGCUGGUGCGGCGACAGCAACUUCCACGAGGCUAGCUACGACCAGCUGGUCUCCGGCUUCACGGGCAACUCAGUGCCCAUCUUCUUCUCCGAGUACGGCUGCAACACCCCCUCCCCCCGUGUCUUCACCGAGGUGCCCACUAUCUACGGCCCGCAGAUGACGGGCGUCUUCUCCGGCGGGCUUGUGUACGAGUACACGGAGGAGCCCAACAACUACGGGCUUGUCAACAUGUCGAGCACCGACGACUCGGCGAUCCUCCUGGGCGAUUUCGUGACGCUGCACAAGCAGUACGCCAAGCUCAACUUCACCGAGAUCCAGGGCCAGAAGCCCGGCAGCUCGUCGGCGUCGAAACCCCCCGUCUGCAGCUCCAAGCUCAUCACCACCGCGGGCUUCAACAACAACUUCACCCUGCCCAGCCCGCCCCCGGGAGCCCAGGACAUCAUCGACCACGGCGUCAAGCCGACUCCGAGCGGCAAGCUGGUCGACAUCAAGGACUGGACGGUCAAGGUCACCGUCAAGAACGUCGACGGCAGCGUCAUCACCAACCUGGCUGUCAAGCCGCUUGGCGACGACGACAUCAACCACCCCGGCACCGUCACCGAUGUCACCGAUAACGGCACCAGCACCGGCACCUCGACCGCGGCCGCCGCCACCACCAGCGAGGACGCCGCUCCCCGGUCGGCCGCCGUGGUGCUCCCUGCCGUGGCCAUGGGCGCGCUGGCUGUUGUCGCCGGCUAUGCCAUCUAAGCCUUUUUUCUUCUUGGCUUUCGUGUGUUUGUAUCCUCGUGGUGGAGGAUACGUUGCCCGCUUGUGGGACCGUCAUUGAUGACGUUGUUCCUUGGGGUGGGGGAUGGGUGGGUGCCAGCCGGCGACUGAGCCCUCGACGGGUGAGCUGUGACCGCGGCUGGGGGCCGG
Molecule: messenger RNA, 1930 nt
Organism: Thermothielavioides terrestris NRRL 8126
Lineage: Eukaryota; Fungi; Ascomycota; Sordariomycetes; Sordariales; Chaetomiaceae
Product: glycoside hydrolase family 72 protein
Exons: 3
Coding region: 314-1762 (482 amino acids)
Biological process (GO): fungal-type cell wall (1->3)-beta-D-glucan biosynthetic process
Cellular component (GO): fungal-type cell wall; cytoplasm
Molecular function (GO): 1,3-beta-glucanosyltransferase activity
Source: RefSeq, a predicted model, not a curated record